Molecule: messenger RNA, 913 nt
Organism: Camarhynchus parvulus
Lineage: Eukaryota; Metazoa; Chordata; Aves; Passeriformes; Thraupidae
Gene: MED11
Product: mediator complex subunit 11
Exons: 3
Coding region: 364-819 (151 amino acids)
Biological process (GO): regulation of transcription by RNA polymerase II
Cellular component (GO): mediator complex
Molecular function (GO): transcription coregulator activity
Source: RefSeq, a predicted model, not a curated record
GACUAAAAGGGCUCCUAACUCCUUUCCCGCCAUCCAUUUCUCCUCCCUCCUCCGCACCUGUGUCUGAGGGUGACCGGGAACGCCGUCGGGGGUUUUGUGGUGAAGAAACCGCUGUGACGGAGCCGGGAGUGAUUUUGAGGCGAUUCCGGACGGUUUUGGAGCGGAUUUUGGGCGGUUUUGUGACGCUAAACAACCUUGGAGGACCCAAAACCACCGAGACGAGGGAGGGAGCGACGCCACCACUGAGUUCCGCCCAGAGCGGCUUCUGGCGGGCGCUUCCUGUCACGUGAUCAAAAUCUCGCGCUGCCAUUGGUGCAGGGAACAGGAAGAGGCCCGAGAGGAGGCGGAAGCGGCGCGGGCGGCAUGGCGGGGUUCGGGGUGGCCAACGAGCGGCUGCGGGCGCUGGAGGAGCUGGAGCGCGAAAUCGGCGCCUCCCUGCAGAGCGCAGGCCUGGUGAUCCUGGAGCUGUCCAAGGAGAAGCCCCAGGAGCGACACCUGGACCGUCAGGCCGCCCAGUUCGGCGCCGCCGUGGCCAAGGUGGAGGCCGAGCUCUCGGCGCAGAUCCGCUACCUGACCCAGGUGGCCACGGGGCAGCCCCACGAGGGCUCGAGCUACGCGGCGCGCAAGAGCUGCCAGCUGGCCCUGAACCGCCUGGACUACGCCCGGCGCCGCCUGGCCGAGCUGGCCCGCGCCUGCAGCUCAUGCUGGAGCAGUGACGCACCUGGGCACACCUGGGCACACCUGGGCACACAUGGAGACACCGUGGGAUGCAGCUGGAACGGCCUCGGGACAGAAAAAUGGGGAAAAUUGGGAUUUUGAUGGGAUGUGACACCUUGGGGACAGCGCUGAGAGACUCUGGGGACACCUGGGCACACCUGGAGAGAUCACUGGGACCGCCUGGGACACACCUGGA